AUGCCCGUCCAACUGCGACAGCGCCUCGAUUGCCACUACUGCGGCCGAAGGUCGAAACAUAGCAAGAAGCAAGACCGCAAGUUCCAGUGUGAGCACUGUCUUGCGGUAAACUUUUUUGACGAGAAUGGCGAAAUCGCGGAUGUUCCUGUGGAGGAGGCUGCGCCCGCGCAGCGCUUUGCCCAACCCGUCCUACCAGAUCCCCUCGCAGACGACUUUUCCUCCCAAGACUCCGUCUUCUGUUCGACAUGUCUCAAGAAUCAGCACUUGUACACGUACAACCUCUCCCAGUUCCUUCCAGACCCCGAGCAUCCCGAUUACGAAAAACUGGAGGCCGAGCUUCCCGAGUAUAAGAAAGGUCUGGAGCAACGCUAUCCGCAAUGCUGUGCUCGCUGCGAGCCCAAGGUCAGGGCGCAACUACAUCAAGCCACAUACAAUGCGAGGAGCGACCAUCUUCGGCGGGUAUUGGAAAGGUCGCGGCAGAGGAGAAUCGCUAGUCGCCUGGGCUGGAGAAGCCUUCUGGUUACCGCUGCAGGACUCGGAUGCUUCUCUAGCCUGGCUAUGCAGGUGGUCUGGCACCUUUAUGGGUCCCAGGUCAGCGGAUACAAGCCUAUGCCACAGCUGCGUCCGGCAGACUGCGUUACCCAGCGACCUCUGGUUUCUGAGUGCCUGGACAUGAUGAAACCUCUGAUCGGAUUGUCUCUUAAUCUAGCACUCUUAUCUAUCUGGUGGAAUCCGAAGUGGCAGUACAGACUUUCCAGCCAGCCAGGAAGUUUAGUCGGUUUGAAGGAGUAUUACUUGGUGCAGCUGGCUCUGCUAGGGUUGAGGUUCAGCGCUUGGGUUGUCAUGUUUCAUGCGCCUCUCGAUCCCAAGAUGCGGUCCAUGCUUCAUGCUUGCUUUGCGGUGGCGAUCACAGUCAUUGCAGGCUGGUCAAUGUUUGGCAUUAUCGAGGUGAAAACCGCCCCUCCUGUUAAUUGGCAUGCAGACCCGGCUCCGUUACUGUCCAACAACCAGUUUGUUUUGCCUUCUGAGCCCUCCCAACCAGAUCAGCCUCGGCCAUUCAGCGUUGGGAGCCUCGCAACGCCACUGGCACCAUCUUACCCAGCAUGGAGACCGCCGACGCCUCCGGAUGACACUGCAGAGUCGAUGGACUGGACUCCCUCUCAACCGAGCUUCCAGCCUGAACUUAAGCAGCUGCGCUACAAAUCCACUGAGCCGUCCCCCUUUCAUGGCACGCUGCCAGCGCUGAGUGUGAAAGGUGUGUAUAAAAAUCCUGGUCAGAACAGAGUGGCCCAAAAGGAGGCGAUUGGUCUACCUCCAGGUUUUUUUGAUCGCCCAAAAAAUCCAGCUCUGCCUUCGCGUCAGAACAAGUCAGCUAGUGAUGCCAUUGCGCAGCCGAAAUUCUUCGGCCACGACAGAGACGCCGACACGGGCCUCGAAAGUAUUUUCGGGACCGUCUUCUCGCUCCAAGAUCAGUCUUUCGACCCAACUGCCACUGCACCGCGAGCUGUUGUCUCCACUUCAGCUCCGUCUUCACAAUCGCCGGAAAGUCUGCGACCGCCAAUUACUCCUCAAAAUGCAUCAUCUGUGUCCAUAUUCAGCGGCAUUUCCUUCUCCGCGGUCUUGAUAGCGGUCGCCGUUUGGACUUUUGAAGCUACCGUCUCACCAAAGACCACGCAAUUUGGCUUCUAUGUUGUACUGAUCAGUGUCUGCGUUCCUAUUGGCCACGUGGUGUUACUUUUGACUUCUACCGGAACCUACGGUCAAGUCUCUCGUCUACUACUAUUCACCAUUGAAGCGGUCUUGUUGAUCGGUAUCGCUAUGCUCCAAGAACCGUUCGGCGAGCUCUUUCGAGAUCUCUGGAACAAGUUGGGCAUCGCGGCGGUAGGGUUGUUAUUGCCGCAAGAAUUUCUGCAGAUGCAUCACUCCAGCACGAGCAACCGGGCUCAGGAGAAGCACGGAAUCCCAGUUCAACCGACCCCAGAAGUCGUGGGCGCUGGCGACACUCACAGCCCACCAGAAACACCAGCACUCAGCCGCCGCGACUCUACGGAAUCGAUGGAGAGUAGGUCCUCGAUCGCCACAAGCUCUACUGCCUGGGACUGGCCCACUCCAAAGCUGUCGAGAGGGCGUUUUGAGCUGCACGAGUCGUCAAAUCCAACGCCAAAACCUCCUGGGCAGGGCGUUAGCUCGCGGGAACGACGGUCGUCUGACAAGAAUAUGCUUGGUAUAGAUACCCUGUCGUUGAGCGACCGUGCAUCUGCUGGGAGUCCUGGAAAUCGCGGUGUGAGAACGGGUGCUUCUUCAGGAAAAAGCUGGGGUCUCGAAUCGUCGGGGACAAGCAUUGCAGGGCCCCGAGCGAGACGGAAAUUUUGA
Messenger RNA from Capronia epimyces CBS 606.96, 2373 nucleotides. RefSeq lists its product as uncharacterized. Bases 1 to 2373 code for a protein of 790 amino acids. The record is from RefSeq and is a predicted model, not a curated record. The transcript has 2 exons. Gene Ontology annotation, biological process: nuclear inner membrane organization. Lineage: Eukaryota; Fungi; Ascomycota; Eurotiomycetes; Chaetothyriales; Herpotrichiellaceae. Gene Ontology annotation, cellular component: microtubule organizing center attachment site; chromosome, centromeric core domain; mitotic spindle pole body.